Cuscuta campestris is the source of this 1042-nucleotide messenger RNA. The record is from the annotation of a GenBank genome assembly. Lineage: Eukaryota; Viridiplantae; Streptophyta; Magnoliopsida; Solanales; Convolvulaceae.
UUUGAGGAAUAAUAAAGCCGGAUAAUUAGCACCAAUUCUGGGGCUCAUAUAUGUAUCAAUAUAUUCCUUCAAACUGCAUUGUUUUUUGGCUCAUAUAAAAGAAAAAUAUAAGUAUUUUCCCUUUUUGUUCUUUUAUUUAUGACCUCAAGAACAUAAUAAAUAAGUAAUUACUAAAUACCUAAACCAUCGACGUCAUUAUAAAGCACAUUAUUAUGGCAGAAAGACUAGGAUCCAUGUCGUGUUCAUUGUUGAUAAUCGUAUUCCUUCUUGUGUUGCCACACACAUUUGCAAAGUCAGGUGCAUGGAAAAAUGCUCGUGCCACCUUCUACGGUCCCCCGGAGGGAACCAUUGGCGGAGCAUGUGGGUACGAAGACAACAAAGAGAGCUAUGGGGCAUACACGACAGCAUUAAGCACUGCAUUGUUCAAAAAUGCCGAGAGAUGCGGAGCUUGUUACGAAAUAAUGUGCGUGAACAGCGCGUCCUGCAAGCCUGGUGGGAACACCAUCGUAGUGACUGCCACUGAUUUCUGCCCUCCUAAUUGGGGCGCCGCCAACGCCUGGUGCAAUCCUCCUAGGAAACAUUUCGAUUUGUCUCAGCCCGCGUUUCUCCAAAUUGCUGACUACAAAGCCGGUGUCGUCCCUGUCCACUAUCGGAAGGUUGCAUGCAAGAGAAGCGGAGGGGCAAAGUUCACGAUAACAGGGAACCCAUUCUUUAACCUAAUAGAAGUGACAAAUGUGGGGGGAGGAGGAGACAUUGAGAAGGUUGAGGUGAGAGCAGAAGGAAGGGAUAGAUGGAUAAUGCUGAAGAGGAAUUGGGGUGAGAAGUGGGAAACCGAUGAGAAACUUGCUGGGAGCGCUCUCACAUUCAGGGUCACCACUACUGAUGGAAGAUUCAUUACUUCUCAUAACGUCGCUCCUAAAGGGUGGCAGUUUGGCCAAACCUUCGAGGGCCAAAACUUCUGAUGGAAUUUCACCCAUGCAUCCAUGAUUCCAUGUGUGUAUUUAUAUGUAAUUCAAAAAGGCAAUAUAAUGGCACAAACCUU